AUGAAGGAGGUUGAGGUCAGCGAAGACCUCGACAGCAACAUCCAGGUCGCUGGACCCAUCCCCCUCGCCGCCUGGCUUAUUAUCGUCACUGAACUUUGCGAACGUUUUGCAUAUUACGGUGCCUCGAUGCUGUUCCAGCGUUACAUGCUGCAGCGCCUGCUGCUUGGCAAGAGCAAAGCAACGGCUAUUUCCCGUGGCUUCAACUUCUUCUCCUAUAUGACCGCUAUCUUUGGUGCCGCCGUCGCUGACAAGUGGCUCGGAAAGUUCAAGACGGUGCUCCUCUUUGCCAUCAUUUACACUCUCGGACUCGUCCUUUUGACCGUUUCGGCCAUUGACAGCCUCAGGGAAACAGUGGCUCUCCCCGGCUUCCUUGUUUCAAUCUUUUGUCUUAUCUCCUGGGGUACCGGUGGUAUCAAGUCCAACGUCUCGGCCUUUGCAGCAGAGCAGCUUCCCAUCGAGGACUAUCCUCACCCCAAGAAGGUCGGCUACACUGUCAACCAUGCUGUUACGGUCGAGCGUCUCUUCCGCUACUUCUACAUGGCUAUCAACAUCGGAGGCCUUCUGGGCCAAGGCAUUACCCCUGCAGUCUCAAGCUACGCCUGGGAUAUCGCCUACAUGAUCCCUGCGAUCGCUUUCGUUGUCGGCAUCAUUGUCUUCGCCCUGGGCAGAAACAAGUAUUAUGAUCGUCCUCCCAACGGCAAUGUUCUUGGAAAGUGUAUCCGCUGCAUUACCUAUGCGUUCCGUCACCGCCAUGAACGUCCUGAGGGAACUCACUGGGUCCAAAGUGCUUUGCCCCGCAAUGGCGAGACUUUUGAAUGGGACGCCAAGUUUGUGAAAGAUCUGGAGCGCACGUACCACGCCUGCAAGGUUUUCUGUAUCUACCCCUUAUACUGGGCCUUAUACAACAACAUGACCGACAACUUUGUUAACAUGGGUAUCAACAUGACACGUCCCAACUGGCUCAAGCCCGAGAUGUUGUCGUUCGUCAACUCCCUUGUCAUCGUCAUAUUUAUCCCGAUCCUCGACACGUUCAUCUUCCCCAUGCUUCGCAAGGCCGGCUUCCGCCUCGGACCAGUCAACCGUAUCAUCAUUGGAUUCUGCAUCGUCACCUUCUGCUUUGUUUAUGUCACGGUCCUCCAGCACUUUUUGUACAAGUCCGGACCAUACUACAACUUUACAGGCAAGGAUCCCAACGGCAACCAUGUCGACGUCCCCACGGAUAUCUCGUUGAUGAUUAACGAGCUUACGAUCUGGGCUCAACUCCCCGCUUACAUCUUGAUCGGCAUCUCGGAGAUCUUUUCGUCUGCGACCGGUUUGGAGUUCGCAUUCAGGUCUGCAGCACCAGAGCUCAAGUCCGUAGUAAUGUCGCUUUUCCUUUGCACGAACGCCUUUGGAUCCUUGAUCGGUAUGAUCCUGGCCAUCUGGUCGAGCGAUCCUAACUUUGUGUAUUUGUAUGCUGCUCAGGCUGUCGCUAUGGCCAUCAUGACCGUCCUCUUUGCCUGGCGCUUCGCUAGGUUAGACAAUAUGGUCUGA
Gamsiella multidivaricata is the source of this 1533-nucleotide messenger RNA. RefSeq names its product peptide transporter PTR2-A. Gene Ontology annotation, biological process: oligopeptide transport; transmembrane transport. The coding region runs from base 1 to 1533 and encodes 510 amino acids. NCBI's taxonomy places the organism in Eukaryota, Fungi, Mortierellomycota, Mortierellomycetes, Mortierellales, Mortierellaceae. The record is from RefSeq and is a predicted model, not a curated record. Gene Ontology annotation, molecular function: dipeptide transmembrane transporter activity. The transcript has 2 exons. Gene Ontology annotation, cellular component: membrane.